Messenger RNA from Trichoderma aggressivum f. europaeum, 1380 nucleotides. RefSeq lists its product as uncharacterized. The record is from RefSeq and is a predicted model, not a curated record. NCBI's taxonomy places the organism in Eukaryota, Fungi, Ascomycota, Sordariomycetes, Hypocreales, Hypocreaceae. The coding region runs from base 1 to 1380 and encodes 459 amino acids. Gene Ontology annotation, molecular function: oxidoreductase activity, acting on the aldehyde or oxo group of donors, disulfide as acceptor. Gene Ontology annotation, biological process: branched-chain amino acid catabolic process. The transcript has 2 exons.
AUGUUGAACCCGCUCAAGGCCAACUCGCGCGUCCUUCGGAGGGCCUCCGUCCGGAGACUGGCUCAGCCGUCCGUCUCCGUCAUCUCCAAUCCCAUCCGGAGUGCGGGAAGCCUCUCGCAACGGCCCAAUUCGGGAUUUGUCUCGUUCCCCGGCGCUCUCAAGAGCUCCUUCACCAGCUCGCUCAAGUUCGAGACGCCCCAAUCAUACACAGCCCUGCCGACGUACAGAGUCGUGGACCAGAAUGGCCAAGUGGUUGACCCCUCCUUCAGCCCCGACAUCAGCGAUGAGGCCGUCAUCAAGCUGUACAAGGAUAUGCUCUUCAUCUCCAUCAUGGAUCUCAUCAUGUUCGAUGCUCAGAGACAGGGCCGACUAAGCUUUUACAUGGUCAGCGCCGGCGAGGAGGCCGUGAGCGUUGGCACCUCGAGUGUGCUGGACAGAGACGAUCCCGUCUUCUGCCAGUACCGAGAGCAGGGCCUGUUCAAGGAGAGGGGCUUCACGACGGAGCAAUUCAUGUCACAGCUGUUUGCCAACAAAAACGACAACGGCCGGGGCAGGAACAUGCCCAUCCACUAUGGAUGCAAGCCGUUGAAUAUUCACACCGUCUCCUCACCAUUGGCUACACAGCUUCCGCAGGCUUCGGGGGCGGCUUAUGCCUUGAAGCUGCAGAGACUACAAGACCCCAGCUCGAAGCCUCGUGUAGCGGCAGUCUUUUUCGGAGAGGGAGCCGCCAGCGAAGGUGAUUUCCAUGCCGCCUUGAACAUUGCCGCCACACGCUCUUGUCCUGUGGUCUUCAUCUGCCGCAACAACGGAUUUGCCAUUUCCACACCCACCCUCGAUCAGUACCGAGGAGACGGCAUUGCAAGCAGAGGAAUUGGCUAUGGAAUUGACACCAUUCGAAUUGACGGAAACGACAUCUGGGCGGUCAGAGAGGCCACAAAGAAGGCACGAGAAAUGGCACUGCAGGACGGUGGCAAGCCGGUGCUUAUUGAAGCCAUGACCUACCGUGUCUCCCACCACAGUACCUCCGACGACUCGUUUGCAUACCGAGCCCGUGUCGAGGUCGAGGACUGGAAGCGACGGGAUAACCCCAUCACUCGACUGAGGAAGUGGAUGGAGGCCAAAGGAUGCUGGGACGAGGCCAAGGAAAAGGAGGCCCGAGACAGCCUGAGGAAGGAAAUCCUCAAGGGAUUCAGCGAAGCAGAGCGAGAGAAGAAGCCGCCCAUUGGCUCCAUGUUUGAGGACGUUUAUGAAAGCCUUACACCCGACCUCAAGGAGCAGAUGGGACAGCUCAAGGAAUUGCUAGAGACAUACCCCGAGGAGUAUGAUGUUGCCUCGUACGAGGGCGGAGUAGACGGUUUGAAUGUUCCAAAGGACAAUUAA